AAUUAAAGGAAUCAAGUUUAACUAACUAGACCGGUGUAAAUGUAAAUAUAUCCUCUGCAAAAUGUUGAGUUUAACAUUGAAAGAGGCAUUACAACAAGUGAAACAAGGCAAGAUAUCGGCCAAGGAACUGUGUGAGAAAUGUUUACAGAGAGCUGGUAAAGUGAAAGAACUGAAUGCUUUCAUUACAGACACUCCUGACGUGGCUAGAAAACAAUUGCAAUCUAUACAGAAUGUGUCUACAGAAUGGAAAGGUAUACCAGUUGCUGUGAAGGACAAUUUUUGUACUACAAACAUUAGGACAACGUGUGCGUCUCAUAUGUUAGAGAAUUAUAUACCACCUUAUAAUGCCACAGUAGUUCAACGCUUGUAUGAUCAUGGUGCAGUUCUUGUAGGAAAAACAAAUUUAGAUGAAUUUGCUAUGGGGUGUGGUUCUAUAGACAGUAUUUAUGGUCCAGUAAGAAAUCCUUGGAAUUAUUCAUUCUCACAAGUUGCUGAGAUUGAUCAAACUUCACCACAAAAUAUACAAGAUGACAGAUUGAGACAGGGAACCAGGGGUAUACAUACAUCUAGUGGACAGAGCCGGGCAACAAAUGUCAACGCUGAGAGUAGUCAGGAAUGUGAUUGGUUUAUAGCUGGAGGAAGUUCAGGUGGCAGUGCUGUUGCUGUGGCAACUGGGGCAUGUUUUGGAGCACUAGGUUCAGACACAGGAGGGUCAACUCGCAAUCCGGCCUCGUACUGUGGUGUGGUAGGUUUGAAGCCAACAUAUGGUCUAGUAUCUAGGUAUGGUCUUAUACCACUAGUCAAUUCUCUAGACGUACCAGGCAUUCUAGCAAAAACUGUAGAUGAUGCUACUAUCAUACUGAACAGUAUAGCUGGCCAUGACAGUCGUGAUUCUACAACAGUAACUGAUGAGUUUAAACCUACACCUCUAGAUGAUACUCCCUCUUUACAAGGUCUGCAUGUUGGAAUACCAAUGGAAUAUAAUGCCCCAGGGUUGAGUGAUGAGGUGAAGUCAACAUGGAGUGAUGUGACGGACAUGUUAGAGAAGGGCGGGGCACGUGUAACACAGGUGUCUAUGCCACAUACACAAUAUUCCAUCAACACAUACAGCAUACUGUGUGCAUGUGAGGUCGCCUCUAAUAUGGCAAGAUAUGAUGGCAUUGAAUUUGGUCAUAGAGCAGAUAAUGAUACCUCAACAGAAGCUUUAUAUGCUCAGAGCAGACAUGAAGGUUUCAAUGAUGUUGUCAGAGGAAGAAUAUUUGCUGGGAACUACUUUUUACUUCGGGAAAACUAUGAGAGAUAUUUCAAGAAGGCUUUACGGAUGAGGCGUUUGAUAAGUAAUGACUUUAUAAAUGUGUACAAAUCUGGUGUAGAUGUAUUGUUAACUCCGACCACCUUGACAGUGGCGCCCUCUUACAGCUGGUUCUCUAAAGCUGAUAAUAGAACACGUACAGCCGAACAAGAUGUGUGUACACAGCCGAUUAAUAUGGCAGGUGUGCCAGCAGUGUCAAUACCAGUGAGAGUAUCAGCCUCAGGCCUACCUGUUAGUCUUCAAAUUAUAGGACAAAAUUUCCAAGACCAUAAAAUGCUGACCGUAGCCAAGUGGAUAGAACAAAAUGUGAACUUUCAAAGACUGAAUCUAGAACAUUUAGAUCUGGAAACUUGAUUUGUUAUACGUUUAUUUACUAUUAAUGCAAUAUUCAAUGAUUUUGAUAAACAAUAAAAUUGUA
This is a messenger RNA of Ruditapes philippinarum (Manila clam), 1730 nucleotides long. RefSeq names its product glutamyl-tRNA(Gln) amidotransferase subunit A, mitochondrial-like. NCBI's taxonomy places the organism in Eukaryota, Metazoa, Mollusca, Bivalvia, Venerida, Veneridae. The transcript is spliced from 10 exons. Gene Ontology annotation, molecular function: glutaminyl-tRNA synthase (glutamine-hydrolyzing) activity. The record is from RefSeq and is a predicted model, not a curated record. Gene Ontology annotation, biological process: glutaminyl-tRNAGln biosynthesis via transamidation; mitochondrial translation. The coding region runs from base 62 to 1666 and encodes 534 amino acids. Gene Ontology annotation, cellular component: glutamyl-tRNA(Gln) amidotransferase complex; mitochondrion.